Prionailurus viverrinus (fishing cat) is the source of this 1721-nucleotide messenger RNA. RefSeq names its product histone H2B type 3-B. NCBI's taxonomy places the organism in Eukaryota, Metazoa, Chordata, Mammalia, Carnivora, Felidae. The record is from RefSeq and is a predicted model, not a curated record. The transcript has a single exon. Gene Ontology annotation, cellular component: nucleosome. Gene Ontology annotation, molecular function: protein heterodimerization activity; structural constituent of chromatin; DNA binding. The coding region runs from base 10 to 390 and encodes 126 amino acids.
CUUGCCAUAAUGCCUGAUCCGUCUAAAUCGGCACCCGCGCCCAAGAAGGGCUCCAAGAAGGCCGUCACCAAAGCGCAAAAGAAAGACGGCAAGAAGCGCAAGCGCAGCCGUAAGGAGAGCUACUCCAUCUACGUGUACAAGGUGUUGAAGCAGGUGCACCCCGAUACCGGCAUCUCGUCCAAGGCCAUGGGCAUCAUGAACUCGUUUGUCAACGACAUCUUCGAGCGCAUAGCCAGCGAGGCCUCCCGCCUGGCGCAUUACAACAAGCGUUCUACCAUCACGUCCCGCGAGGUGCAGACGGCCGUGCGCUUGCUGCUACCGGGCGAACUGGCCAAGCACGCUGUGUCUGAGGGCACCAAGGCCGUCACCAAGUACACCAGCUCCAAGUGAGGCGCGCCGGGCGCCCUGGAACCCAAAGGCUCUUUUCAGAGCCACCCACAUAAUCGAAAAAGGGUUUCGAACACGGUGAAGGGUUGUCCUGUGAAUCAGUUCCGUUCUGUGCACCUUAGUGGUUUCCUGGUUACUGGGUCCGUGUGUGUGUGUGCGCGCGCGCGCGCCCCAUUGUGUGUGUGCGUGGAAGGCGAGAGUGUGUAACUGUUUCUUAUGGAGGUCUGGGAUGGUAACCGGCCUGGCGGUCAAGGAUCCGUGUCCACCCUCCCCUCUGCGGAGGGCUGUUGAUGCAUCGCCCCGCUAAGUAGACACCUUGAGUUCUUCGUCCUUUGGUGGCUGCAAGGGUGCAUCCCCGGCGCUUGCGCUCGUAGACUCCGAGACCCAGGCCUGUCUGCGCGCGGCGUGCGUCUGUGGGUGAAGGGCGCGGGUCACCUCUUUCAGGAGGUGCCAAUCCCCCCCGCCCCAGUGUCUCUGAUGCAUGGGCUGGGAAGUGAGGUCUCCGGUGUUGCGAGGCCCCAGGCGGUGUCGCCUGCAGCUGCAUCCUUCCCUCGACCAGACAUCUUUAUCCUGAAGCAGUGAACAUUUCUGGGAGAAUGUUGGCGUGACUGGACCUUACAAAGGCAAAACGUUUGAAACCGAAAGGGAAAUGGAAGCGUCUGGUGCGCGCGAGCCACAUGUAACAACCCGAUUUCUGCUGCGGGUAGCUUUAGCCUAUGUGGGGAUGGGGGAGAUCAAUUCAGGAGGAAAGUAAUUCCCCUUUAAUGUAAUCCCCCCUUUUCUGGACAAAUAGCUCCCUCUUACAGCCACAUCAUUUUCUGUGAAGCAUUAGUGACGCAGAAUUACCUCUUUUUUCGAAUUUAUGGCAUUUAUUAAGGGAAGUGUCAUCUUGGCUCAGGGAAAGCGCUUUGGCACCAAGAGCCUUUACUUGGAAAAGGACAUCAAUUUGGCUUUUCUUCGUUGUAAAUAGGGGAUUCCUAACAAGGACUUCCUUGAGCCACUCUGAGAUUUAGAUGUACCGAUUGGUCGUGUCAUCCGCUCAGGCAAGGAACAAACAUUUAAUGAAAGGUAUCAGUCAUGUUUUGCAAAUCAUCUCCAGAGGAAGCUGGUCGAAGCCGGGCUGGGCGGGAGGGUCUGAGAACGUCACAGUCGAAGCUCCCUCCGCCCCAGCGUCUGGAAGCCCACCCACCCUGUUCCUUCUCCUGCGUGGGUCCAAUCUAAAGGAAUUUAAAAUCUGACACGUUUUUCAGUUGGCAUCUAAAAUAUUUUUAUCCUUAGUUGUUAUAGUUACAAGGGCGCAAUUCCCAACGUAGGACGUUGUAAAAAAGCAAAAU